Messenger RNA from Dalotia coriaria, 12847 nucleotides. RefSeq names its product dynein cytoplasmic heavy chain beethoven (gene btv). The record is from RefSeq and is a predicted model, not a curated record. Gene Ontology annotation, biological process: microtubule-based movement. Gene Ontology annotation, molecular function: ATP binding; dynein light intermediate chain binding; minus-end-directed microtubule motor activity. Gene Ontology annotation, cellular component: dynein complex. NCBI's taxonomy places the organism in Eukaryota, Metazoa, Arthropoda, Insecta, Coleoptera, Staphylinidae.
CUAGAUUUUUCUGUAACCAAGGCAACAAAUUCGACAAUUACAACAGAUAGAACUAUGUUGUGACUGUUUGUGACCUGUUACCGAGUGUUUUAUGUCAGUACUGCGUAUGCAGUCGCUGAAAACAUGGCUGACUUUCGUAAGAAGUUACUAAUCAACAUAACAGGAAGUCAUUUGGGUUUCAUAAUCGAAGAAUCAACAUGGGAGAAAGACGUUCUGCAAAUGAACACACUCGAAGAAUUCCUCGAGAACGAAAACAAACUAUUACUCUGUGCGUGUUUAGAAAUCAAAGAAAACAACAAACGGAUAAAAUACUACGAUGAUGUAAUAGACUCCCCACAAAAUGGUCGUACAGUUGUGUUUUCUAAAUAUCGAAAAACCACACUCAGAGAUGAUAAUCUCCUACAAUCGAUCGAUAUCACAUCGAUGCAAGGUUCCCCUGCAUCUGCAUUAUAUCACACGCUGAACAAUGUCUACAGUCCUUUAAUAAUGAAAGGAAAUGGAAAUAAUCCCACAAUUGAGAAACACCUAUCAAAUUUACAAGCAGGACUCCGUGCUUCAUUAAUCACCGAAUUAGAAAGCGCGGAUAUAGGCGAAUCCGAUGAAGAUAAAACCGAAUCUCUUGCUAUGAUAUUAUCCGUUGAUCAAGAAGUUGAAUACUGGCAUAAAAUCACUGCAGUCAAGAAAAACCCAGGCGAUAAAACAACCGCAAGCGCAUUUCGUGACAUGUUGAUACCUCUGGCAAGAGAUUUAGCUGUUUUGGACGCUUUGCCAAUCUCAGACGUUGAAGACAUGCAAGAAAACAGUCAUAAUAUCCUGGAUGAUCUUUGGAGGCAUGAACCGCCAUAUCCAAAAGCACGUAUGGAACAUAUCAUGGAAAUAAUCAGUAAUGAUAUAGUUACCUACAUCACAAAACAAUUUAAAAAGGUUGAUAUUUGGAAGGAGGAGUAUAACACAGCUGUAGAACUUCUGGAACAAUGUCUGGGCAUUGGUAAACAUUGGUUAUCUUCAUGUAGGGAGCUAACAGAAAUCUUCUGGCCUAAUUAUUCGCUGCAUUACUGGCGUGGACCUCCAUUCGUCCCCGAAAAUCUAGCGAAUUUAGUCGAGAGAUUGUUGCAGAUCAAAGAAAUCCGCGCGACUCAUCGACAACUUACAAGAUUAUUAACAAAAGAAGAACAUGAUGAUCUAAAUUGUGACCAAAUGUUUACUCCGUUUGAGAAUUUCAACGCUUUGCAAUGUGGUGUCUACGCUGAACAAAGCUGGUCAACUGCUAAUAAACAAUUUGAAUAUUUAUUGAAACCCGCGGAGCAAACAGUGGCGAAUAAACUGAAAGAACAGUUUUCUUCUGUGAAAGCAAACACGAGGCAAUUAUUGUAUGAAUAUGGAAGAUAUGCGGAGCUAAUCUGUCGUCCAGUGUUGAAAAAUAUUCUACAAACUGAACGAAAACAUUUACUAUCCCUUUUGAGGGAUUAUAUUAAACUGCUGGUUAGUCAAAUGUCACAAACACCGAUGUUAUCCACAAAAUACGAAACACCGCAGGUUGUUGCCGAAAUAAUCGGGACCAGACAACUGGAAGCCAAAGCCAAUGAAGUUUUGACCAUAACACGAAAAAUUCUCAAUGAUUUAGAAAAUUUUAAGGAUCUAGAAAUGGGUACCAUCGAACUAAUGCGGGAUUUAAAAGAUCAACAUACAGAUCUCUACGAGGCAUGGACUUCGGAGAUUUUAGAACAAAUAAAAUCGCGGAAUUUGAGUUUGUGUGAAGAUGAUCCAGUCGUACAAUUCACACCGAAUAAAUUAAUGCGUGUGAAUUAUUCUCCGAGAUUAGUCACGUUGAUCUCGGAAGUUCGACAAUUGACUACCUUGGGAUACAAUAUACCGGAAGCCAUUGUUACUACGAGUAACCACGCGAAGCAAUUCAUGAACUACGCCAAGUAUUUGGAGCAAAUCGCACAUUUUCACAACACUAUCGGAGAUAUCAUGAUACAAAGUCAAAGACCAAUGAUGUUACCAAGCGCGAUUGCUCUGUCAAAACUCGUACAGGAACAGGAAGUCGUCUCCUGGGGUGAUAUCAAAUCAGUUGAGACGUAUGUACAGAAUUUAAAAGACGCCGUUGAUAAAUUAUCAAAAGAAAAUAACAUGCUGACCAGUUAUAAUCUGCAAGUUAUAGAACUGAUUGAUAAGUUACGAGGAGUUGAUUUGAUUAAAUACUACGAGAAAUGGCGCCUGACUGCGAAAAUCCUCAGGGAUAUCAUGCACCAAGUUCAACAGAAAGGUUUCGUGGCAUCUGCAAUGCUUCAAUGGAAACAGGACAUCGAUAAACGUCUUGCAAAAGUCUUAGAAGAACAGUACAUCAAAAGUUUGGAUACUGUGCAUCUCUACAUGCCGGAAAUCAACUGUGAUUUGAUUUAUCGUGAUGGUAAACUUAAGUUUUCACCGGAGGAGAAGGCCCUGCGAGAGAAAUAUGAACAUCAAAUGAAGGAAUCCUUGGAUAUUCCGAAAAAAUUCCGAGGAGUGUGCGAAACCAAUGAGGUUUUUGUAGAAAUUAUAGAAACCUGUAAGUCACAAUUGGAAAAGGUUCAAGGUAAUACAGAGAAGUUGUUUGAGCAACUACAGGGUGUUAAAAAACACUGGCAAGCAUGGUUGACUCUAGAUAAAUUGGAUGUGAGUAAAUUAAGCACUUGGCAAGACUGGGAACUGCAUUUCCGAGCGUCGAAGACUUUCGGACAGGAAAUAGCGAAAUUACCGAGUGAAGAGGAGAAAAUUGGAUGUUUCAAAAUUGGUCUAUCAUGGCUACGAUCAGAUUUAGAAUCACAUAAUCGUAGUUAUUGGGAUCAACUUGUAAACACCUUGAAAGAUUCAAUCGCGCAGGAUGUUGUUAAACUACAAGAUUACGUAGAUGCUUCAACAGGGACUUUAAAUCGCCAACCUUUGACUUUGGAACAGAUUGGGGAGGCGGAUGCUUCACAUGCGGAUAUUCUCAAUCAAAAACCCGAAAUGGAAGCUUUGCACAAGGAAUUAAUGCAAAAAGUCCACAUUUUAUCAUCGUGGAAUCGUGAACGUAUCGAUGCAGUCAACAGAAUGCAAGCUGGCUGGGACCGAUUGCAAAACCUGAUGGAAAACUACCAACAUAUUAUCUCCAAACAAGUGGAAACCAUCAAAACCACUUUAACGAUUGCCAGUGAAAAUCUAAACAAUGAAAUUGAACGAUUUGGCGCAAAAUGGGAUCAAGUCAAACCAAGACCAAAUUCUGGUCAAAUAAACACCGAAAGUUUAGAAGAACUUAACAAACAUUAUCAGGAUAUUAAAGAAAAGAAGGAACAGUGGAAGGAAUUGACCGAAAGACAAACGAAAAUCUUACAAGAUUUUGCUAAAUUCGGUUUGGAAACACCCAGUUUUGAUCAAACAGAAGAAAUAGAUAAAGAUUUGAAUAAAGAAGAAAGUGAUUGGGCGCAAUUUGCUGAGUUUUAUCAAGGUUUGGAGGCUUUAUCCAACGAGGAGUGGAUUGUCUUCAGGAGGAAAUAUUAUAAACUGCAAGAUUUCCUAAGUGAAUGGGAAGGAAAACUCCAAGGAGAAGAAAAUUCGCCUUUAAUUACCCGAGUUCUACAAGAAAUUCAUAAAUAUCAAUCAGCUGCGCCUGUUUUAAAGAGUUUAAAAGGCGAAGAUUUCACGGAUAAACACUGGUUGGAAGUCUAUGAUGUUUUGGGAAUCAUGCCGAAGAGUAUAGAUGUUUUGGCAUUGAAAGAUUUCCUCCGGAUAUCUGAUAGAUUAGUAGAAAAACAAAAUCAACUGCAGGCGAUUUGUAAGAAAGCAGCUAGUGAAAUUAUUGUGCGUCAAACUUUAGCGGAAUUAGACCAAUGGGAUGUGCAAGCGAAAUUUCAAUUUACGAAGCAUACAGAUUCGAAAAACAAAGAGGUUUUGUUGAUAAAAGACUUCAAAGAACAUUUAAGCAAGAUUGGUGAUCAUCAAAGUUUACUUCAAUCUGUGAAGAACUCCGCUGAUUAUGAAGCGUUUGCUGGACGUGCAGACGUUUGGGAGACACGAUUAACUGACCUAGAUGUAUAUCUAACUCAAAUGGGUCAAAUCCAAAGAAAAUGGAUUUAUUUAGAGCCUAUCUUCGGCAGUGGGACUUUGGCGAAUGAAAAAUCACGUUUUGAUAAAUUAGAUCGCGAAUUCCGCGGGGUUUUAACAUCAAUCGAGCGUGAUUCUAGAGUUUGUGCGAUUUUACGCUAUCCGAAUUUUCGUGCAACCCUUGCUAAUAUCUCCGAACAAUUAUCACGCUGUCAAAAAGGUUUGGAUGACUUCCUAGCGGAGAAACGCGAUAAAUUCCCGAGAUUUCUCUUUUUGGGAGACGAUGAUCUCCUGGAAGUUGUCGGACAGUCUUCAAAGGAACACGUAAUACAAUCGCACCUUAAAAAGUUGUUUGCUGGUAUCCACAGUACGGUUAUAGAUGAAACCGGGAAGAAUAUCACUGCAAUUAGGUCAUUACAAGGUGAAACAGUGCAGUUGUUGCAAUGUAUUAAUAUUAAUCAACCGGUGGAGUUGUGGUUGAAUCAGUUGGUGAAAGAAAUGCAAAAUACUCUUCAAGCGCUGCUUGUGCAAUGUUUAGCUGAUGGUAAAUCACCGGAUCCGUUGAAAUAUCCAUCGCAGAUUCUGUGUCUAGCUGCGAGUAUACAUUUUACGAAUAAAUGUGAACAAGGGAUCACAUCAAUGGGUUUACAACAAUUGCUAGGCACUUAUAAAUCCCAGUUAAAAUAUUACAGUGAUGUUGAUGUUGGUACCGACCCAGAAUCAUCUCUACAAUCAAUGGGAAAUGAAUCAGAAUCAAAUCUAUUGGAAAUCAAACUGAAAGCACUUUUACUAGACACUAUCCAAUAUAUUGAUAUAAUUGAGAUGUUGAUUGAUACGCAUUGUACGAAAUUAACCGAUUGGCAAUGGCAGCAACAGCUAAGGUUCUACGCAACUAGUUCCGGAGUGGUUACCAUUAAAAUGGUCAAUGCCCAAAUGGAAUAUUCCUAUGAAUACAUCGGAAACGCACAGAAAUUAGUGCGUACACCACUUACAGAGAAGUGUUUCUUGACUUUAACACAAGGUAUGCACUUGGGUAUGGGUGGAAACCCAUAUGGACCCGCUGGUACCGGAAAAACAGAAUCUGUCAAAGCCCUGGGAGGUCUUUUAGGAAGACAAGUCCUAGUAUUCAACUGUGAUGAAGGUAUUGAUGCCGCUUCAAUGGGCAGGAUAUUAUCGGGGUUAGUACGAAGUGGUGCCUGGGGAUGUUUUGAUGAAUUUAAUCGUCUUGAUGAAGCAACCCUAUCAGCUAUAUCCAUGUAUAUCCAACCAAUUCAAAGUGCGCUGAGGACCCAUUCCAAAACCGUGACAUUAAUGGACAAAGAAAUUCAAGUAAAUACCCAUUGCGGGAUCUUUGUAACCCUGAACCCUGCUGGAGGUGGAUAUGGUGGUCGUAAUAAACUCCCAGAUAAUCUCAAACAACUUUUCCGGCCUGUGGUCAUGACCCACCCUGACCAUGAGCAAAUUGCUCGUACUCUACUACACUGCGAUGGUUACCAACAAGCAGAUGUCAUCGGACGUAAACUAAUCGAACUGUUUUCAUUGGCUAGUAAAUUAUUAAGCAAACAACAACAUUACGAUUGGGGUUUGAGAGCCCUUCGAACUGUCCUAACCGGAUGUGGACGAGCAAUCAAAGAAUACAAACGCCAGAAUAAAAUCACACCGGAUGUAGAAUUUGCUCUGGUCAUCAAUGCAACACGGCUGGAUACAUUAUCGAAAUUAACUUACAACGACGCAUUUAUUUUUGAUAAUUUACUCAAAGAAAUCUUUCCCAAAAUAGAAACACCUGUAACUUCAAAUGAUCCCAACAUGAUCAAAGCCCUGCAUGAUUCUUUUGGAGAGUUAAAAUUACAGGUGAAUAAAAGACAAGUUGCAAAAUGUAUGGAACUCUAUGAGCAGUUGAGACAACGUAUGGGUGUCGCCUUGGUAGGACCCCCACGAUCCGGAAAGACCACAAUCAGAAACCUCCUGGUAACUGCUUUGUGCAAGCAAGGAAAAACAAUCAAACAACAUGUUUUCAACCCGAAAGCCAUGCCAAGGACACAACUCCUUGGACAAAUUGAUAAUGAUACCAGACAAUGGACUGAUGGUGUCCUGACCCAAUAUAGUCUAGAGGUAAUCAAUGAACCCUUGGAUGUUUUAUCAUUUAUAGUUUGUGAUGGGGAUAUAGACCCCGAAUGGGUAGAAUCAUUAAAUUCUGUUAUGGAUGACAAUAGAUUACUAUCCCUACCAUCAGGUUGGAGGGUCCAGUUUGGUCCCAAUGUGAAUUUUAUGUUUGAAACGCAUGACUUGAGUAAUGCAUCACCUGCGACCAUCAGCCGCAUGGGGAUUGUAUUCCUAAGUGAAGAAGAUGUGGAAUUACAAGGAUUCGUAGAGACUUAUCUUGAUGAUUAUAGCGAAGAAAGCGAAGGGUUGAUAUCUACAUUCAUCGAAGAUUAUUUCUACAACGCUAUGGAAUGGGUUGUAAACCAAGGAGAGCUUGUAAUACAAACCCCGAAGAUAUCCCUAGCAAAAACAGCUUUAACACUGGUAAAAAACACGAAAAACAAAGAAGAAUUCAUUGUGAAUUUGGUAAACUCCCUGGGAGGUCAAUUAGAAGUUGAUUUCCGGGAGGUUUUCGCUCAGCAAAUGUUCGAAAACGCUGUGGUUAACAUCCCCUCACAUCCUGCGAUGGCUUUCUAUGAUAAACAAAGAAAUAUCGUGGAUUCUUACGCUGGGAAUAUUCAAAACAUCGAAAUUUUGGAGAAUAAUAAAAUCCCGCUUAUCCUCACCGGACAAAUUCAACAUUCUCUUGGGGUUAUCAAGCAAUGGUUCGAUCAAAAUGGCGAACACAUACUCAUUGUAGGACCGCACGGCUCUGCCAAAACAUUAUUAAUCGAAAAAAUCCAUGAAAUUACUUCAGAACCUCGAAAUCUAGCCGUAAUUCAUUGCAGUGCAAAUGUAACACCGCAAUAUGUGAUCCACAAAAUAAUCCAGUAUUGCCUGGUAGUGAGCAGCAGCCGCGGAAAAAUCUACCGUCCCAAACGCGGCCACCUCACACUGUUCCUCAAGAAUCUUCACCUGUUAAAGGCGGAUAAAUGGGCCACCAAUAUGCUGACUGCGUUCUUACAACAGCUAAUUGCGUAUAGUGGAUUCUUCGACGCCAACUUGGAAUGGGUUUUCGUGGAGAAUAUCACCGUGGUUGGGACUUUGGCGAAUCAGAAUCAUUUAUCAACGAGGUUUACAUCGCUUUUUAAUGUUUUUAACGUCGAUUUACCGGAAGAUGAUGAUGUUAACAGUAUUUUCACUGCUUAUAUGUCGGCCAUUUUGAAAAAAGCAAACGUAAAUGGUACUUGGUCCAAACAAAAGAUUAGUAAACUCACAGCGACGUUGAUAAAAGUUUACAACGAGACAAAAAAUCAGUUCUCCGAAGUGAGCAAACGGCAUUACGUUUUCAGUCCACAUGACUUAACACUAUGGUGCAAAGGAAUUCUGCGUUAUAAACUAAUGUCAAACGAUAUAGAAACAAUCCUCUUGGAAGUGAUAUGCAAUGAAGCAUUGAGAAUAUUCCACGAUAGACUUGUAACCAGUGAAGAACGGAUUCAAUUCAAAGAAAUUCUCAAUCAAAUUGUGUCGCAAGAAUGGAACAAACCGAAUAUUCUCGGGGUAGCCGCCGAUAAUUAUUUUGUUGCGGCUUCGGUAAAUAAUAGAACUCAUGCUGCUUUGACGAAAUUAAACGCUGAUGAUUGGAGUACGAUCGUAAAGAAAGGAAUAAUUCAAUAUGAAAGAGAAGGUUAUUCAUUGGAUAUUGAAAUAAUCCCUGAGCUUUUACAUCUAACAGCAACUUUAAGCCGUGCGUUGACAUGUCCAGGUGGACAUUGUCUUCUUGCAGGUAAUUCAGGCGUGGGAAGACGUUCAGCGGUGAAAAUUAUUUCCGUAAUGGAAGGCGCAAAGUUAAUAACACCGAUUGGAAGCGAAAAUAAUCAAUUUAAAAAUGAUUUGAAAGCAGCUAUUCAUACGGCUGCUAUUGAUGGUGAACAAGUUUAUUUAUUAUUAGAAGACCAUAUUCUAAAUAAUAAUAACAAUAAUAGUGUGUUAAACAUGUUAAACAUACUUUUAUCUUCUGGGGAAGUCCCAGGAUUGUUUAAUAACGCAGAAUUGGAUUCGCUUAUUUCCGGGUUGAAGGAUGAAGCAGGCAGGACUGAUUUUGAUGGGAAUUUAUACGAAUUUUUCGUUGAAAGAACUAAAAAUAAUAUGCAUAUUUUGAUCUGUAUGGAAAUCCAGAAUACAAAUUUCUGGAAAAUAUUAGAAAAUUGCCCCGCAAUUCUUCAAAAAUGCACACAAAUCUGGUUAAAUGAAUGGUGCAAAGAAACGAUGAAAAUAAUCCCGAAAUUAAUCAUUAAAAAACAAAAUGAAAAGUCCAAAGAUGAAAAAAUCGAAAUUUCCAAAUACUUCACAGACAUAGAACAGGUUGUCGAUGAAAAACUCUCAAGUCCUUUCCGUUAUGUCAACAUGAUCAACUCGUAUAUAAAAAUUUACAAAGAUAAACAAAAGAAUUUGGUAGAUGUACAGAAAAAAUUAAAAGGUGGCACUUCGAAAUUAACCGAAGCGGGAGAUGUCGUAGCGGAUUUGAAAAUAAAAGCCGCCGAACAACAAGAAAAACUCGCCGAGAAGCAAAAAUCAGCGAAUAAAGCACUCGACAUGAUCAGCAACACAAUGAAAAACGCGAAUGUAAAAAAAGAACAAAUGGAAGUGUUAAAAGUCCAAACCGAACAAGAAAACAUCCAAUUAGUCAAGAGAAAAAAAGAAAUCGAACUAGAACUUGCGGAAGUAGAACCGCUGAUACAAGAAGCAAGAAACGCGAUUGGAAACAUCAAAUCAGAAGCAUUAUCGGAAAUACGUUCGCUACGUGCUCCACCGGAAGUUAUCAGAGACAUCCUUGAAGGAGUCCUGCGAUUAAUGGGAAUACAAGACACUUCCUGGAAUAGUAUGAAGACUUUCCUUGCUAAACGCGGCGUUAAAGAAGAUAUACGCGCUUUCGAUGCCGGGAGAAUAACAUCAGCGAAUCGUGAAGCUGUGGAAAAAUUAAUCGCGAAUAAACACGACUCUUUUGAGGAGAAAAACGCGAAAAGAGCUUCUGUGGCAGCUGCACCUUUGGCUAGUUGGGUGAGUGCUAAUGUACGAUAUUCAAAAGUCAUGCAGAAAAUAAAACCACUGGAAAAUGAACAAAACAAGUUAAAAGAGAAUUUAUCCGAAGCAGAAUCACAAUUGAGUAAUCUAAGCGCCGGGUUAUUAGAUGUAGACGCAACUGUAGAUCAACUAAAGAAAGAAUUAGCAACAUUUACGCGUGAAGGCGCAGAAAUUGAGAUCAAAUUGAACGCAGCGCAGGAAACUCUACAAUCCGCCGAGGGAUUAGUUGGGAAAUUGAAUGAUGAAUACGAGCGAUGGCAAAAACAGUUGAAGGAACUUGAAGUGGAUCUUAAACAACUCCCGACGAAUUGUUUACUAGCUGCAGGGUUUCUGAAUUAUUUAUCUGGAGAAUCAGAAGAUGUCAGAAAGAAUAUUUUGAGUGAAUGGUUAAAUAUUGUAAAGGAUGAUUUAAGUGAUUUCAUCCUCGAAGACUUUUUGAGUACAGAAAGAGAACAAAUGCAAUGGCAAAGCGAUGGAUUGGCUACGGAUCAAUUAUCGAUUCAAAACGCGAUUAUUAUCAACGAGGCAAAAAUGUGUCCGUUUUUAAUCGAUCCCACAUCGAUGGGUAUCAACUGGAUGAAGAAUCGAUAUAAGAAUAAAAGUUUUGAGGCAACCACACAGAUUUCCCCGAAAUUUAACACAUCUUUAGAACUUGCUAUUCGAUUUGGUAAAGUGUUUCUUAUAGAAGAAGUCGAAACAAUUUCCUCUGUAUUAUUCUCGUUGUUACGUAAACAAUUCAUUCAACAAGGCGAGAGGACUUUGAUAAACCUCAAUGGAAAACAAAUCGAUUACAAUAAAGAUUUUCAACUGUUGUUGAGUAGUCGUAAUGCUAAUUUACAACUGCCUGGAGACCUGAGAGCAAUUAUCAAUAUAAUAAAUUUCACAACAACUCGCGCUGGAUUAACCGAACAGUUAUUAAUCAGUGCUAUUAAACAAGAAAGUCCUGAACUUGCAGAAAAACGUAAAAAUUUGCUCAGACAACGCGAAGAGUUGCAAGAAAAACAGCAUAAGUUACAAACGCAAUUAUUAGAAGAUUUGGCUAAUUCCAAAGGAAAUAUUUUAGAGAAUAAAAACUUAUUAGCGUCGUUAAAUGAAACCAAAGCCAGUUCUGUGGCGAUUUCUCAAGCGCUGAGUGAAUCAUCGCUUGUUCAAGAGAAGUUAAUGCAAGAAUAUGAUGUUUAUAGAGAAAUAUCGAAUUUUGGAAGUGCUUUGUACUUCGGAGCAAGAGAAUUCUUGAAAACUAAUGUUAUUUAUGCAUUAUCCGUGGCUUCUUUCACGAAUUUAUUCUUAAGUUCUUUGCCUACAAUGGAAGGUCUUCAGAGUACGGAAAAUUAUCGGCAUAAAAUAUUAAUACAAUCUUUGUAUCAGUACAUGGGCAGAGGCAUUUUUAAAAGUGACAGAUUAAAAUUCCUCCUGCAUUUGGUUCAUAAAAUGUUUCCUGAGCAAAUACCUACUGAAGAGUGGAAUCUUUUAAUUGGUAACGUAUUGAUUACAAAUCGUCCUGAGACGUCGAAAAAUCGCGAAUCUGUGCCUGCAUGGAUUGCAGAUCAUUCAACUUCAAAAGUUUCUUUACUACAAUUGGUGCUUAAAAAUAUUUAUGUUUCUUUGGACCUGGACAAUGAAAUGUUGUGGAAGGACUUUAUGCAGAGUCCAAAAUGCGAAGCAAAUUUCCCGAAACAUUGCAAACUGACAGAAUUUCAGAAAGUUUUGGUUGUACAAGCACUGCGCACUGAUAGAUUAUACAGUGCGAUGACACAAUGUGUUUUACACCUCACGGGUAUGAAUAGUUUUAACCUGGAAGUUUUGCAAUUGUCGCAAAUUUACAAAGAAUCUACGUCUAUACAACCGAUUUUAUUGAUUACUACAUCUGGAAAUGAUCCUUCUAACGCAAUAAGAGAAUUAGCCAUGAAAGAAAUGAACGGUGAUAAAUAUGUUGAGAUGAGUAUGGGUGAAGGACAAGAAAACAAAGCCAUAACAACUCUUCAGGAGACAGCCCAGAGUGGAAAAUGGUUGAUUUUGAAAAAUCUCCAUCUUGUGACUGGGUGGUUGCCUAACUUGUGUCAAAAUCUACAAGAAAUAAACGCAGCUCCCACUUUUAGAUUAUGGUUGGUGACCGAAGCCCAUCCAAACUUCAGCUCAGUCCUUGCCGAAAACUCUUUAAAAUUAGCUUAUGAAGCCCCGUGGGGAUUCCGAAACAAUUUAUUCAAAAUAUUCACAAAUUACGGUAAUAGUUUCGUGCAGAAGCUAAACACAAUGGCGUCGCGGAUAUUUUUCGUCCUCGGAUUAGUUCACGCAAUUUUACAAGAACGAAGAAGUUAUAUUCCGCAAGGAUGGUCAAAAUGGUACGAAUUUAGUGAUGUGGAUUUAUCAAGUAUGGUGAAAUUAAGUGAAGAACUCUGGGAGAAUGCAAGUGCGCAUAAUAUGCAAUGGAAAUAUUUAAUCGGAUGGGCUGUGAAUGCAGUUUACGGAGGACGUAUAGAAACCGAGGAUUUGACCAUUCUAGAAGCUUGUGUUAAGCAAUAUUUCACUGAUGAAGUGUUAAGUCAUCGGUGGAAACCCCUGGGGAUAUUGAAUUCACCGUCGACUUCAAACUUUCAAGAUUAUUUGAAUUUUAUAACACAUAUUCUUAAAGAUGUGCCUGUAUUUUUUGGUUUACCAGAAAAUGUGGAUAGGGCAUGGGAAAGGAAUACUUCUGCGAGUGUUAUACAAUAUUUAAAAAGUAUUUUUCCAAAAAAUUUUCAGGAAAAAACAAAAAUUCAAAUUUUUAAUAAAAACCUACAACUCUACGUCGCCCUUUGGAAAAAAGUAAACCACGGACACGAAUUUAUCCGAACACCUUUACCCUCAACAUCUCACAAUAAAAUCGACUAUACUCUUGAGACAUUUAUCAGUGAAGAAUUACGUUUUGCUUUGACAACUAUACAAACCCUACACAAAUGUUUCUCAUUUCUAAAUAAAAUGGCAAAAGGGCAGAUUUUCGGAGAUGAAAAAUGUACGAAAAUUAGCGAGGAAUUACUAAGUUUCAAGACUCCUGCAUCCUGGUUGAAACUUUGGAACGGCCCUAAAGAACCAGCAAAGUAUCUUAAAGACCUAAUAAACAAAACAAUCACUGUUUCGCAAUGGAAUGAUAAUCCCGCCACGUAUUACCAUCAUCCAAUGGACAUAUCGCAGUUAUUCAAUGCGGAAACUUUCCUCAGCGCGUUCAAAAAACAAUUCGCGAGUUCCAAACACCUUGCAAUUGAUGAAUUGGAACUUAAGUCACAUUGGAAACCUAAGGACGGUUCUGUUUGCCUCACGGGUUUGCACAUUGAAGGUGCGCUUUUUGACGGAAUUAAUUUAUUACCGACCAGUGCAAAUUCAAACAGUAUUAAUCCAACACCAGAUGUUUAUAUUACAUGGGAAGAUAAGAAAAAUGAAGUUGAUGAUCGUACACUACAGGUACCUUUAUACUACGCAUUGGAUCGCGAGAAAUUGCUAACGAAAUUACAAGUUCCCUGCAGUAACAAAGAACAACUGCAAUGGAUUCAAGCUGGUGUUGCUUUCUUUCUGCGUGAUUAAAUCUAUUGCACUUACCUUGUGAGUUUGUUUGAUGAAUAACUACGAUUUGAAUAAACAA